CAAAGUCUCCUAAAGUUAAAUUUGUUUAUAAUGGAUUACGCAAAAAUGAAGGUUUAUCUUCAAUAAAAGAACUUGAAUGGAUUUUAAGAAUAAAUAUGACUGUUAAUAUUGGACAUGGAUUAUUAGAAUGA
This is a messenger RNA of Dentiscutata heterogama, 131 nucleotides long. The record is from the annotation of a GenBank genome assembly. Lineage: Eukaryota; Fungi; Glomeromycota; Glomeromycetes; Diversisporales; Gigasporaceae.